Molecule: messenger RNA, 2689 nt
Organism: Mus pahari (shrew mouse)
Lineage: Eukaryota; Metazoa; Chordata; Mammalia; Rodentia; Muridae
Gene: Mzf1
Product: myeloid zinc finger 1
Exons: 6
Coding region: 320-2593 (757 amino acids)
Cellular component (GO): nucleus
Source: RefSeq, a predicted model, not a curated record
CCCGGAGCUCCGGUAGGGGUCCAGGAACUCCCUGCAAACCGGCCCUGUGCUGACGCGCUACCGCGCUGAUGGCCACAGGUGCCACGGCGACCGGACACAUUGGCACCCUAAAGCGAUGAUGCUCGCUUAGACUUCUGGGAAAUGUAUUUCCGGAACCUCCUCUUCUUGCUUUGUGGCUGUUCCAAGUUUCUCUCAGGGUUGCGACUUGACUUAGGACCCUAAAGAUCAGAGGUGUAACCCACAGAAAUCAAGCUGCCUCUAAGUUGAUGCCGCUCCAAUAGUAAAUUUAGAUUUUCACAAAGUCCCAGUUGCAGAAAGUAUGGGAGAAGUCAGUCCUAUUUACAGGGACAGACACUGGCCUCAAAGACCUGAUCCAGUACUCCUGAUGAGACCCACUGUGCUGGGAUCCUCAGGCUGUGCACCCCCAGAAAAUGAGCCUGCUGUGGUGAAGCUGGAGGAGUCUGACAACGACAAUGAGAGAGAAGAUAUAUUGUGGGACCCAGGCCCUGAGGCUGCGCGUCUACGCUUCCGAUGCUUCCGGUAUGAGGAUGCAGUAGGUCCUCAGGAAGCCCUGGCCCAGCUCCGAGAACUGUGUCACCAGUGGCUACGCCCAGAAGUACAUUCCAAGGAACAGGUGCUGGAGCUCUUGGUGCUGGAGCAGUUCCUGGGUGCACUGCCUCCUGAGAUCCAGGCCCAUGUGCAAGGGCAGUGGCCAGGCAGCCCUGAAGAAGCUGCUGCCUUGGUUGAUAGACUUCGAUGGGAGCUUGAUGGACCUCGGAAAUGGGUCACAGUCCAGGUGCAGGGCAAGGAGGUCCUAUCAGAGAAGAUGGAACCCUCCAGCUUCCAGCCAAGACCUCACAUCAAGCUUCAGACUCCAGACCCUGCGGCUGAGACUCCCCAAGGAGCCAUGCAGGAAUUGCCACUGGACCUACAAAUGAAAGAGGAGACAGAGUUGCUGGGGAAUCCAGAGCUCCUGGAGUCUGGGCCUCUUCCUGCUGUUCAAGAGGCUGCAGCCACUCUCCUACCUAAGGAGGCCCAGGGCCAUGGGACAACACUGGACCAGACCUCUCCUCACAGCGACACUGAGCCUGAUGUGCCCCCAUGGAGCAAGGACCCUAUGCCCCUGUGGCAUGAGGAAGUAGGGGGCAUCUUUUCACCAGGGUUUACGCUGCAGAUGGACAGCAUCACGGCAGAGCCAGAUAUGAUGAGCCCCCACCUCCAGGUCCCCUGGGAUCUGGACAUGGCUAGCCUCUCUGGACAGAUACAGUCCCCUACCACGGAAGAUGGCUCUGCCCAUGCCCUUGUACUCCCCAGCGACCCAGGAGUUGAACAGGACCCUGCCUGCGAGGAUCCCUGCCCCAGUGUGGGCCCAGCAUUGGUGGCGACUCGCUGGCAUGCCCCAAGGGGCCGGAGCCUUAGCCACCCUAGCUCGGGGACUGGAGCUAUGCGAGGCAGCCGCUGCGACGUUUGUGGCAAGGUGUUUAGCCAGCGAAGCAAUCUGCUGCGACACCAGAAGAUCCACACAGGCGAGAGACCGUUCGUGUGUGGCGAGUGUGGCCGCAGCUUCAGCCGCAGUUCUCACCUGCUGCGCCACCAGCUCACGCACACUGAGGAACGGCCUUUCGUGUGCCGCGACUGUGGCCAGGGCUUUGUGCGCAGCGCCCGCCUGGAGGAGCACCGGCGUGUGCACACGGGCGAGCAGCCAUUCCGCUGCACAGAGUGUGGCCAGAGCUUUCGGCAGCGCUCCAACCUACUGCAGCACCAGCGCAUCCACGGCGACCCUCCAGGUCCAGCGACACCCAUCCUGCCCCUCGCCGGAGUCCCCGAGCCCCCGGGCCCUUUCCCAUGCAGCGAGUGCUGUGAGAGCUUCCCACGACGCGCCGUGCUGCUCGAGCACCAGGCGGUGCACACCGGGGACAAGUCCUUCGGAUGCGUGGAGUGCGGCGAGCGCUUCGGCCGCCGCUCGGUGCUGCUGCAGCACCGGCGCGUGCACAGCGGCGAACGGCCCUUCGCCUGUCCCGAAUGUGGCCAGAGCUUCCGGCAGCGCUCUAAUCUCACCCAGCACCAGCGCAUCCACACUGGCGAGCGGCCCUUCGCCUGCGCCGAAUGUGGCAAGGCCUUCCGCCAGCGGCCCACGCUCACACAGCACCUGCGUGUGCACACGGGUGAGAAGCCCUUCGCGUGCCCCGAGUGCGGCCAGCGCUUCAGCCAGCGACUCAAGCUCACGCGCCACCAAAGGACCCAUACGGGCGAGAAGCCCUACCCCUGCGGUGAAUGCGGCCUCGGCUUCACGCAGGUGUCUAGGCUCACCGAGCACCAGCGCAUCCACACAGGUGAGCGGCCCUUCGCCUGUCCCGAAUGUGGCCAGAGCUUCCGGCAGCACGCCAACCUCAUCCAGCACCGGCGCAUCCAUACGGGCGAGCGGCCCUACGCGUGCCCCGAGUGUGGCAAGGCCUUUCGCCAGCGGCCCACGCUCACGCAGCACCUGCGCACCCACCGGCACGAAAAGCCCUUCGCCUGCCAGGACUGUGGCCGCCGCUUCCACCAGAGCACCAAGCUCAUCCAGCACCAGCGCGUGCACAGCACUGAGUAGCUGUACAGCACCGAGCUGUGAAAACACCUCACAAGGUUGUUGUGAGGCCUGGGCUUUGCCGGACGUGGUGACGCACGCCUUUAAUCCCAGCACUCC